Messenger RNA from Ilyonectria robusta, 2187 nucleotides. RefSeq lists its product as uncharacterized. The transcript is spliced from 3 exons. The record is from RefSeq and is a predicted model, not a curated record. Lineage: Eukaryota; Fungi; Ascomycota; Sordariomycetes; Hypocreales; Nectriaceae. Bases 1 to 2187 code for a protein of 728 amino acids.
AUGUCCCUACCCACGCUUCGGCCUGCCCAAGUGCAGCAGCCACCGCCGACGUAUCUAUCGACUCCGCCACCUACGAGCCCUGCCUACGCGCCGCUCAAGGACGGCCCACCCGGAAGAUGGCCAGCUGCGCCCACGCCUAUACGAAGAUACAACGAUGUAUUGCUCGCGCAGGAGACGGCUGAGGACCGUCGCUUGCAAGCUAGAGCCGACCGGAUAUGGUGGCCAGAGCUGUUCCGGAACCGACCGCUCGACAUCAUCACAGCCUCCGCGAGGCAGCCCGCUCGAGGCCCCAACAGGGACAACGAGGACUAUCUGCUCGGGGCCUGGCGAGGUGUGCCGCAUCGGAGCCCCGCGGCGGCGGAGGCGCGGCUGCGUGUCUUGAUGCGUGCCGUCGACGACGUCUUCGAUCGAGCCGAGGCCACCCUGGCGUCCACGUCCUACCAGUCGCGCUGCUGGCUCACGAGCUACCGGAAGGGCGCGUUUUGGAACCGCCCGCUCCGUAUCACGCCGCGGCGAACGGAGGAGGGCUAUAAAUCGAAGUGGAAGCGCUUCAUCUGCUACAUCUUCCGGGUCCUUGCGCUAGAACCGCGGCAACGCCGGCAGAUAUAUAACGUGCCGUUACGCGCAGAUGACAUCAAGAUGAUGCGCUAUAUCUUAGGCCUCGCAUCGCAGCUCGCGGAGGGAGGGGAGGACGGCGACAACGAGAGCGACAAUGAGAGUGACAAUGAGAGCGACAACGAGAGCGACAACGAGAGCGACAACGAGAGCGAUAAUGACGAGGAAGAAGAGGACGAAGAUAAUGAAGAUACUGAUGGCGAUGACGACGACAAAGACGGCUCACAGGACGAAGGCGAACAGGAAGACGACAAGGAGGAUCACAGCUCGGCUCAGUCUACUUUCCGCCCUCAUAGAGGUACUCGGCUCGAGCUAUCCGAGGCACUCUUCCAGCUCUCGAUGAUGUUCUGGACGUACCAAAGCCAAGACGGGGUAAUGGCCUCGUCGACAAUAAUACAUUUCACGGCGGUUAUGGGAGUCCACCGUUCCUCUCUAGCGUACCGUGACGCAUAUAACUCGACACCGGAUCUCGCAGCCCUCAUAUGGGUAGGGCGGCUAUUCUUCCUCGAGUAUAGCCUGCCGCUAUAUAGCUACGACACCCUCGCGUAUGUCUGGCCGGCCCGACGCACUUACCCAUCGCAGCCAGAACGUCUUGAGGCGAUCCGGGCAAAGUACAUGCUAAGAGGUUGUCAUUCCCCUCUUAGCGAGCUAGUCGAGCUAAAAGCUUUCGGAAAAAGUAUUAUUAGACAGGAAGGUUCUCGGGGUAACUUAACCUGGGCUCUAGACGGCCGCUCGUUCACGAUCGGUGACGACAAGGUAGUACGGCUGUCCGAGUUCUGCGCCACCUACCAAGCCGCGAUUGCACAAGUACGAGAGCUAGUCGCCGAGAUGAUGCUAGGGUGGGAGCCUACGGUCGACCUCUCCACGAUCCGCGACGACCUAACCUGCCGGCAGCCGGGCUGGUGCUUCCUCGAUAAACCGGAGAAUAACCUAGCGGGCACCUACAAGGCGAUGGCACGCCGCGCGUGGUCUUCCUCCUUCCGCGGCCAGGCCCUUGCUAAGGCAGGCCACUGGUUGCCCGGCCCGUGCCUGGCAUACCUGGGAGCGGGCGUGGAGCUUACCACGAUGGGCUUCUCCGCGUCCCACGUAACGGCGGGACUACCGGGCCGGGGCACCGAGACGACGAGUAUCCGGUUUCGAAACACAGAAUUAGCCAUCAGGAACGUCUUCAUCUGCGAGGGACGGGUUAUCGUUAUCAUUAGCUACAACAAAGCUCGCGACUCAAACAACCACGCCUUCUAUGUCGUGCGCUACCUUCCGGAUGACCUAGACUCUUCUAUAUUCCUCUAUCUAGCUUAUAUCCGGCCAUUCCUCAACUUCCUAGCGAACCAGCUCGAGCUACCGCAGUACCAUAGCAACAAGUUCCUCUUUCCGGACCCAAAGCAUGAGAAGAGGCAUCUUACCUCCAUACAGGCAACGGCGGCCCUGAGGAGCCUAACCCAGGAUCUACAGACGCCGUGGACGAUAUUGCUAUAUCGACAGGCGGCGAUUGCUAUUGCAAAGCGGCAUAUUAGUGACCUUAUAAAGAAGAGGAAUUUCUACUACCCGUUACCUAAUUUCCCUUACUAUUAG